UGUAAACAACGUGCUUGCUCGUUAGUAUUUCCGAUAUAGUAUCAUGUGGCUGGUGCUUGGAAUUUCAAUUUUUAUUGCCGGCUUACUUACGCCAACGCAGGGUCAAUUGCAGCGUAAUUUUGUCAGAGGGCCUUUAAGGGGCUGCACCACGCCGGAUGGUUACAAUGGACAUUGCCUGACAUUAAGUGAGUGCCCACAAGUGACCAAUGUCUUCCAAGCAACGGACAGACGCACUGCAGCGAAUUAUAUUAUUACGCUGCAACGUAGCUGCGGCACCAGAAACGUGAAUGGGGAUCCCGUGAUUUGCUGCACGCGCAUAUUAAAUAAUCAAGCGACUGAGGCGUCAGUGAAUCCUUGGCUAAUAAUUGAAGUUGUAACGCCUUCAACUACAACAACAACAAAAGAAGCUCAAUUUGUAUAUCCCAGCGUAGAUGCUACUACAACGACGACAACAACAACAACAACAGUUGCAACGCCAAAUAGAUCCGGCUCCUUGCUUACACCCAUGAGCAGCAGCAGCAGCUGCACUUUACCGCUUGGUGAUCUUGGUGUAUGCAAGCACAUUACAAAUUGUGAGCCCGUCUUGAGCGAGUUGAUUGAGAAGCAGCGCGACGCGGCUUACAUCAAAUACGUGAAAGUCUUAAACUCCAUUUGCGGCAGAGCAGAGAAAAUUAUUUGCUGUCCGGCAGGCAAUUCAGCGGUUAGCGACGUGCCUGCUCCACGUCGUUUAACAAGCGUUGAGGAAGGCUGUGGCAGCAACGAGGGCAGCUUUUUCCGCAUCGUUGGCGGUGAGCCGACCAAGCCUGGCACUUAUCCAUGGAUGGCUUUACUUGGUUACGACGGCGAUCCGAAAUUCAAAUGCGGCGGCACUUUGAUAAGCGCUCGCCAUGUGCUGACUGCAGCUCAUUGUGAACUCACCAAUGUGAAACUGGUGCGUCUGGCUGAGCAUGAUCUAAGCACAGAGACAGAUCAACCACAUGUAGAUGUAUCCGUUGUUGCUAGCAUCUCGCAUCCCAGCUACAAUCGCAGACGUAUGGUGCACGACAUUGGUUUGCUCUACUUGGCACACAAUGUGCAGUUCAGUCGAACCAUUAGGCCCAUUUGCUUGCCAACCAGCGCCAGCUUGCGUUCAAAAUCUUUUGUUGGCUAUACACCUUUUGUUGCGGGCUGGGGCAAGACGCAAGAGUCGGGCACAUCAUCGAAUAUAUUGCAGCAUCUCAGCAUUCCCGUUUUGACAAACGAACAGUGUCGCGACACUUAUGCCAAGAAGGGGAGGCGUAUUAGCGAGGAAAUGUUUGGGCCUUCGGUGCUUUGCGCUGGGCACUUGGCUGGUGGCAAUGACACCUGCCAGGGUGACUCAGGUGGGCCCAUGAUGAUUGUCGAUGGUGAUCCCAGUCAGCGGCGUUACUAUCAAAUCGGCAUAGUCUCCUAUGGUAUCGGCUGUGCGAGAAGAGAUGCUCCAGGUGUGUACACCAACAUCCAAUACUUUAUGGGUUGGAUUAUCGAUAUGGUAGACGAUGAGUCUUGGCUUAAAAAAAGUGUUUAAAGUAUUGUGAUAUCGAAUGUA
Messenger RNA from Drosophila busckii, 1567 nucleotides. Its product is annotated as venom serine protease Bi-VSP. Gene Ontology annotation, biological process: proteolysis. The transcript has 6 exons. The record is from RefSeq and is a predicted model, not a curated record. Bases 44 to 1546 code for a protein of 500 amino acids. Lineage: Eukaryota; Metazoa; Arthropoda; Insecta; Diptera; Drosophilidae. Gene Ontology annotation, molecular function: serine-type endopeptidase activity.